GAGAGUGCAACAUCCGAAUGUACACUCAAUAUGAAACAGUAAUUUAUUCGAUUCUAUCCACCAUUGUGUCAAUCGCGUGCAUUUUGGGCAACUUGCUGGUAUUGGUAGCCUUUGUUUUGGAUCGUGGAGUACGCUCAUCCAACAACUACUUUAUCAUAUCGCUUGCCUUCACCGAUAUUCUCAUUGGACUGAUAUCAAUUAAUUUUUUUAUGCUUUACCUCAUGUUGGGGUAUUGGCCUUUGGGAAAUAUCGUCUGUGAAUGCUGGAUGGCAAUGGAUUUUACUCUAUGUUUUAUCAGCCAGGUCACAGUGUUUAUGAUUACGAUUGACCGGUAUUUGUCCGUAACACACGCCCUUCGUUAUCGGAACUGGAGGACAGACAACAAGCUGAAGGUGAUGCUUGCACUGAGUUGGAUUCUUCCGACAGCACUCUGGUCGACAGUGAUUUUUGGAUGGUACCAUUUCACGGACCAAGAACGACCUCCGCCAACAGACUGCAGUGUUCCCUUCACACAUUUCACACUUUUCAACACCCUUCUUACUGUCGGCUAUUUCUGGAUACCACUGGUCUUUAUUACCUCGUUGUACGUUCGCAUUUAUAAUGUGGCGGUCCGUCUGCAGCGCAAAGCGACGACUACGGAGAUGGGCUUGGCUGAGCUCAUGAUGAUGGCGGGAACAACAAUGUCGAAGAUAGGACUAGGAAUGGAGGCGGCUCGUUCUCCGCCUGCACCAAAAGAGCCUAAGCCUGAAAGCGAACCAGUUAAUAGUUCACCCCAAACUCAUUCCACUUUUGAAAAAUUGGCAAAAGAUUCGGAGUCUAGAAACGUUUGUAUCUCACAAAUUAGUCGUGGACCACCAGAUUCGGAUUGCAAAAAACUGCGUAAUGCACGUUCUCCAAAAAAGGAAGAGGAUGCUCCUUAUCCAAAACCAAACCAGGAAACGACGUCAACAAAAGCCUCCUCGAAAUCAUGGCGUACGGUUAUUAAUGUCCAAACUUUGGCUGCCAGAAUAUUUACCAAACAAGUAAACCAGUUUCACUGGUCGGCGGCCCUAUCGAAAGAUCGAUCAACUGAAACAGUAUGCGGCCUGGAAAAUUCUGCCGCCGGUAAACGUUUGUCGAGGGUCGCUGAGCCAAAAUCUCAGGAUUCCUCCGGUUCAAAGUCAGAAGUUACCACUUUUAAACGGUCUGCAGGAGCUAAGGUGCCGAUGACCCUGCGCGAAAGUUUAUUUCGUCUGCAGUCAACUAGGGAUGAAGAAAAACAAAAACUGGAAAACGUAAAAAGAAAACGGGCACGAAAAUCUCUCAAAAUGAUAAGUUUUAUUCUCGGAGCCUAUGUUGUUUGUUGGAUACCAUAUCAUGUUGUUGUUCUUAUCAAGGGAGUUUGUGACAGACCUAAUGAGUCAUACUCCUGUGUCGAUGUCAACCUCUAUAAUUUUGCAUACUUUAUGUGUUACAUGAACUCCCCCAUAAACCCUUUUUGUUAUGCAUUUGCAAAUGUUGCAUUUAAGCAAGCAUUUAUUAGAAUUUUGAAGGGUGAUUUUAAAAGGUAUUAA
This is a messenger RNA of Dibothriocephalus latus, 1553 nucleotides long. NCBI's taxonomy places the organism in Eukaryota, Metazoa, Platyhelminthes, Cestoda, Diphyllobothriidea, Diphyllobothriidae. The record is from the annotation of a GenBank genome assembly.